ACUCUCUCUCUCUCUCUCUCUCGUGCAGACACAAAACUCUCUCCCGGCGUCGCCACAACUCUCUUGUUUUAUCUUUUAAGCCAUGGAAGCUCGGAUUUUGCAGUCUUCUUCUUCUUCUUCUGGCUGCUUCUCUGGUUCCAUCAAACGGCACCGUUUCUCCUCCAUUUUACAAACUCGCAACCCUCUGGCUCUCUCCGUCAGAUUUCCACAAAAGACGACAAGAACAACAAGGGUUUUAUCCAUGUCCAAGAAAGAUGACGACAGGGAGAGUCUCAGUUACAAAGGCUCGGGUGUUGACAUCGAUGCCGGGACUGAGCUCGUUAGAAGAAUCGCUAAAAUGGCUCCUGGAAUCGGCGGCUUCGGUGGUCUCUUCCCAUUAGGUGAUUCUUAUCUGGUAGCUGGUACGGAUGGUGUAGGGACUAAGCUUAAGCUUGCCUUUGAGACUGGAAUCCAUCACACCAUUGGAAUCGACUUGGUUGCUAUGAGUGUGAAUGAUAUUGUUACUUCCGGUGCUAAGCCUCUCUUCUUCCUUGAUUACUUUGCUACUAGCCGUCUCGAUGUUGACCUUGCAGAGAAGGUCAUUAAAGGGAUUGUUGAUGGUUGUGGGCAAUCAGACUGUGCUCUCUUAGGAGGAGAGACUGCGGAGAUGCCUGACUUUUACGCAGAGGGAGAGUAUGAUCUCAGUGGGUUUGCAGUUGGGAUUGUGAAGAAAGACUCUGUUAUAAACGGGAAGAACAUCGUUGCUGGAGAUGUCCUUAUUGGCCUCCCAUCUAGUGGUGUUCACUCCAAUGGUUUCUCUUUAGUAAGAAAGGUUGUGGCUCGAAGCGGUCUUUCGUUGAAUGAUGAGCUUCCAGGUGGAUCAACUACCCUUGGUGAAGCUUUAAUGGCACCCACUACCAUUUAUGUGAAGCAGGUACUUGAUAUAAUCAGCAGAGGAGGAGUGAAAGGCAUAGCUCAUAUAACAGGAGGAGGUUUCACAGACAACAUCCCUCGUGUCUUCCCUGACGGUUUAGGUGCUGUUAUCCACACUGAUGCUUGGGAACUUCCACCAUUGUUCAAAUGGAUCCAACAGUCUGGGAGAAUAGAAGACAGUGAGAUGAGAAGGACGUUUAACCUGGGAAUAGGGAUGGUUCUGGUUGUUAGUCCUGAGGCCGCUUCGAGGAUACUUGGAGAAGCCAAGAAUGGAGACUAUGUUGCUUAUCGCAUUGGAGAGGUUGUAGAUCGUGAAGGUGUAACAUAUCAUUAGAUCCAUGUUUGUGGUUUUUUGUACCGACCAUCAUUGUGUUCUGAAUAGGACCGCGCGAACUGUGUUUCAAGUUUUGUGUGAGAGAAGAGGUGACCACUCUGUUUCACAAGUUUUAAUCCAUUUUUGAUACAGUUAAUGGUUUAUAUACACCAUUCAUGAUUCA
Raphanus sativus (radish) is the source of this 1409-nucleotide messenger RNA. RefSeq names its product phosphoribosylformylglycinamidine cyclo-ligase, chloroplastic. The transcript is spliced from 8 exons. NCBI's taxonomy places the organism in Eukaryota, Viridiplantae, Streptophyta, Magnoliopsida, Brassicales, Brassicaceae. Gene Ontology annotation, biological process: 'de novo' IMP biosynthetic process; adenine biosynthetic process. The coding region runs from base 83 to 1246 and encodes 387 amino acids. Gene Ontology annotation, molecular function: phosphoribosylformylglycinamidine cyclo-ligase activity; phosphoribosylamine-glycine ligase activity. Gene Ontology annotation, cellular component: cytosol. The record is from RefSeq and is a predicted model, not a curated record.